Messenger RNA from Penicillium chermesinum, 339 nucleotides. RefSeq lists its product as uncharacterized. The record is from RefSeq and is a predicted model, not a curated record. Bases 1 to 339 code for a protein of 112 amino acids. Lineage: Eukaryota; Fungi; Ascomycota; Eurotiomycetes; Eurotiales; Aspergillaceae. The transcript has a single exon.
AUGAAGGUCGGCUUGUUCAUGUUCAAUCUCUUCUUUACGUUUCUGGGUUGUCUGUCAUUAAGCUUCAAUAACGAUCCUUCGCGGGCGCAUAUUUUGACUCGGCCUGCGGUUUCCGAAAUAUGUGGCGGAUUAGGGGUGUCUUUCAUGAAUGUAGGAAGCGGGAUUGGCUAUGUAGGGCGGUCUGAGCCAUCGGUUGAGCCACAAUGUUUCAGCUGUCACGACGGUGUAGUCACCCGUGGGUUCGGGCCCAACGAAGAGGAAAGAUGGAUUCUGGUUAAGGAUCUCGACCGAGGAUCCCAGUCGAACUCUGUUUAUUUCCGGGAUACUGCAGCUGAGUAA